Molecule: messenger RNA, 3415 nt
Organism: Aquila chrysaetos chrysaetos
Lineage: Eukaryota; Metazoa; Chordata; Aves; Accipitriformes; Accipitridae
Gene: RXFP2
Product: relaxin family peptide receptor 2
Biological process (GO): G protein-coupled receptor signaling pathway
Cellular component (GO): membrane
Molecular function (GO): protein binding; G protein-coupled receptor activity; protein-hormone receptor activity
Source: RefSeq, a predicted model, not a curated record
GCCAUAAAUCUGAGAUCAACUUUGCAGAUUCAGAACAAGAUUUGACUUGCCAAUUGCUCAAAGAUUUUACUGUAAUUGUGUGUAGUAAAUGUUCUUAGUACUUGUACCUCUCUGAUGCGUAAGUAAGUGGACAUUUCCCCAUGGCCCAGCUGCCUUCUGCAUCAGAAGUGGCUUUCUCCAUGCUCCAGCUGGAAGUCCUCUCUUCACAGGAGACUUACAUUUCCCCCAGCCAGAAGCACCCAAGUACCACUUCUCUGUCCAUCCCUGGCCACGCUGCAGGGUUCUGGUACUUCAUGCUCACACCUUUGAGGAAACAGUCUACCAGGAAAGGUACGUUAAUAAGUUUCUUUCUGGCCAGCAAUGUGUUCUGCAGAUGAUAGGAAAGAGAGAAGAAAAACAAACAGAACCUUUAAGCUGUCUCUUCUAAGUUUCAGUGGUGGUAAGCAAGCCAUUUGUAGCUGACACUAAUAAAACAGGCAGAAUUAAAAUGACAUACAAUGCACUUUAAAAUGAAAAAUGAAAAUAUUCUAUCGCAUGCUGUGGUUGUAGUUUUAUCAGGCCUUUCUAAUUCGAAACUUACUCUGCUAUAGAGGAAAUGUCUUCCCAUAUUUUCUCAGAAUCUUGGCUGAUAGAAGACAUUUCAGUUGGUGUUGUCUGCCAGAAGGGUUAUUUUCCAUGCAGAAAUCAUACAAUGUGCCUCCCACAGGCAUUUCGUUGUGAUAGCAUAAAUGACUAUGAGAAUGGUGCGGAUGAAGAGAACUGUGCUGAGUACUGCAACAUCUUGAAUGAGGGAAUUACACCAUGCUGGUCAGCAAAGAAAACCGACAGCAUGUCUAAAGGCAUGCCUCAGGCAGACUCCAAUGGUGAGAUUCCUGUAGAAUCCCUCUUAUAUUAUCCUCUGCUCUGGAGAGUGGGUAAUCACUGUGUAUCUGUCUGGGGAAUCCUUCAAAGUGGGUGCACAAACUCCUGUAUUUCAAAUCAUCCUCCUGUGCCUCUUUCCUUUUUCAUUACCAUCACCCCUCAGCUACCACCUCUGGAUGUGGUCAUUUGUGUUUAUGACUUUCCACAUUGCACCUCUCCGUUCACCUACGGACCAGUGCUGUUACUAGCUCCAAACUGCACUCUGGUAUUCACUCAAGAAUUCCUUUUCCCAGGUCUCCACCAAUACCCAGAAGUUUGCAGCUGCAUCGAAACAGAACUAGAAUGUGCUGCUGUUAAUUUAAAGUCUGUUCCACUUGUUUCAAGUAGCAUAACCCUCCUUUUGAGAGUUGCAACACUUACGUUAAGACGUAAUUUAAACAUCAGUUACCAAUCACUUUUAGGUCACUCACACACACAGACCCAUUCUCUUCCAGGUGAAGUUUUCAGCAAGUGUACAAAGGUGAAGAAACUUACUGGUACUGGAUUUCUACAACACAAUUGCAUUCAGACAAUAUCAAGGAAAGCAUUCUUUGGACUUUGCAAACUUCAGAAAUUGUAUCUCAGUCAUAAAUGUAUCACUAGUUUGAAAGCUGGAGUACUCAGAGAUCUACACAAAUUGAAGUGGCUAAUUCUAGAUUAUAACCCAAUGGUGAAAAUUUCACAGCAGUUAUUUACUGGGCUAAAGUCUUUGGGGUUUUGAUCGAUGAUAAACAAUUCACUUGAGACUCUUCCCAAGAAGAUCUGUACUCAAAUGUUUCUUAUUAACCGUAUGGAUUUUGAAGGCAGUCAUAUUAAGGCCUUAACUAACACCAUCUUCCUGGAAUGCGAUGCGCUCACAGUAUUGGGUCUGUCCAGUAACAUGAUUACAGAAUUACCACGUUAUCUUUUUAAAGAUAUGAAGUAUUUACAAAAGCUGAACCUGUCUUUCAAUCCACUUUCUCACCUCUCUGAAGCUCACAUGGAAAGUCUUCAGCAGCUUCAGUCAUGGAGAAAUAUUAAUCAGUUACAAAAGUCAUUACAGCAAGGGCAAAAUUCAGGCCAUCGGUUCAGUUGCCCACAGGUCAGAUGUCCAACGCUAUUUGACAUCCCUGCAGCAUCUCCACUCCAGAAAGCCUUUGGUCUCUCCCGGGUCCUGCGUCACGUCUGCCUGCUCACAAGGAUGUCUUGGAUACCACAGGACAUGCCAAAUAAUGCUAGAUGGAGUAUUAGUCCGGUGAGCGAUUCAGCAGACCAAAAGCUAGCCUUGGUUGAGAUAAGCCUUCCUCCAGAUCCCAGUGACUGCGUUCACCACUGGCUUAUUCAGCUGCCCAUGUACAGGAGUCUGGUGCCGUUGGAGAUGCCCUUAGGGAUCUAUCCCACUGGCCGUCACCUGCUAAUCCAUAAGGCUGCAGCUACUUCGAAAAGUUUCACUUAUUUCUUCCAUGCAUUCCACCUGCACAUAUGCACAUCAUUAGCAGUUGGGUUAUCAUCAUUUGAAGAUCUCUCAGCUAACAAUGUUCUGAGAGUAUUUGUGUGGGUCAUAGCUUGUGUUGCAUGUUUUGGAAAUCUUGUCAUCAGAAUGAGAUCAUUUAUCAAAGCAGAAAAUGAGACGCACACCAUGUCUAUCAAAAUUUUGUAAGUAUGUGCUGAUUCUCUAAUGUGGCUGCACUGGUUCUUCAUUGGAGUUUUUGAUGUUAAAUACCAUGGACAGUAUAAAAAAUAUGCUGUGCUGUGGAUGGAAAGUUUACCAUGCUAUAUCAUGGGGUUCAUCACCAUGCUAUCUACAGAGGUGUCAGUCCUCUUGUUGACAUAUAUGACCUUGGAAAAGUAUUUAGUGAUUGUCUGUCCUUUCAGUAAUACCCAUCCUGGAAAGCAGCAGACAGUAGUGAUUCUUAUAUCCAUACGGAUUGCUGGAUUUGCCAUAGCAAUAAUCCCAUUCUAGGAUGAAGUUUUUGGAAAUUAUUACAGGGAAAACAGAGUUUGUUCCCCACUGAAUUCUGAUCACACAGAAGAAAUUAGAGGCAACAGGUAUUCCGUUGAUAUAUUUCUUGCUAAGUUUAAUUUCUACUAUGUUAUCAUUGUGUUCUCGUAGGUCAGCAUGUUUCGGUCCGUUCAGAAAACUGCCCUUCGGACAUCAGAGGUAGGGAGUCACACAUGCAGGGAUGUUGCUGUUGCCAAUCGGUUUUUAAUAGUAUUCACUGAUGCCAUCUGCUGGAUUCCUGUUGUCACUGAAAUCCUGUCCUUAUUCCAGGUGGAAAUUCCAGACACUGUCCCUUCCUGGAUAGUGGUAUUUGUUCUGCCAAUACACAGUGCCUUGAACUCCGCUCUCUAUACACUCACAACCAGGUUCUUUAAGAAGUUGAAGCAGUCACUGGACAGUCAUUGAAGGAGGGCAAUUUUCAAAAAUGAUGAAGAAACUUUGGCCGCUUCAGUCAUGCAGACAGACCAUCCCCUCACCCAUAGCUCUUCGUUUAUGCUUGGAUUUUUAAAAAAUAACUCCUCAGGACAGUGCUAA